GGGGCUUAAUACUCAAGCUGCCCUCGAUGAUGUAUUAACUUUGAUUAGAAAUGUCAAUCAGGGUGUGAGUAUAUGCACUCGAAGUCUGCAUAAUAAACGGAUUGUAUAUACCCAAAGUCGACACGACUCAUCAAUUGAAACCAAUUAAAUCAACAAACAGAUUGUGCUCAAUCUUGCGGAAAGAACUAGAUGUACAGAUUUUAUAAAUCUACAAUUACAUAAGAUUUUAUAUAAAAAUGUAAUCCAAACGUAGGAAAAUUAAUAGUUUCGAUUGAAACGUGUUAGAGUGAGGUUGCUUUGGGAACACUGGUCAGAAAUGGCGACUUUUGCGAUCGGCGAAAUACCCAACUACUUCAAUAUGGAGUUCUUCAAAAGAGCGCUAGAGAAUGGUUUGCGUAUGGGCGAUCUUAAAAUUUUGGGCAUAUCCAUUGAGAAUCUAACAAUGGGUGGUGAAAAUUAUUGCAGUAACAUAUUUCGGGCCACUAUUAAAUAUAAAACCAGCGAGGAUCAGCAAACUGAACAGACAAUAAUAGUAAAAAAUAUGCCAAAACAAAAGCAAAGUGUACUUAGUCGUUUGAAUAUCUAUCGUAAGGAGACCAUCUUCUAUUUGGAUAUCAAACCUAAAAUGGAAGCGCUCAUGUGGCACUUGGAUAAACCAUGGAACCUGGCAGCAAGGCACUUUCACUCAACCACCGAACCGGAGCAGAAUAUUAUGUUCGAGGAUCUAAGUAUGUUGGGCUUUAUGUUAGAGAGCCGACAAGUGGGACUUGAUUUGGCGCAUGCGCAAAUUGUUAUGCAAAAGUUGGGUGAAUACCAUGCACUUACUAUGUUGAUGGCCGAGAGGUCACCUGCAAUUAUUAUCGAUCAUUUUGCCUUCGGACUUUUGAAUAUAGACUCAAUCAAGAAGGAAGCAUUUAAAGCUUUAUUUGGUGCACAGCUUUUAAAGCUCGCUACACUUGUAGCCGAAUACCCCACAAUGGAGCCAAUAUCAAAAAAAUUAUUAAAAUAUUACGAUCACUUCACGGAACGCGUGCUCGAGUCCGUCUAUCCAUUACGAGGUAAUGUGAAUGUACUAAAUCAUGGCGACUUGUGGGUAAAUAAUAUGUUCUUCAAAUACGAGAGUAACUCAACAAAAUUUAAAGCUCCGACCGAAGUUAGAUUUAUCGAUUUUCAGUUGUGUUAUUAUGGUAGCAUUGGCUUCGAUAUAAAUUAUUUCUUGAAUACCAGCAUUCAGUUAGAUGUAUUGAAAAAUCACCGUGGAUCCUUGAUUGAAACAUAUUAUGACGGUUUAGUGCGGACCCUCAAAGCCUUGCCUUACAAUAAUCCAAUACCUAAAUUAACCGAUAUUUUGGAGGAAAUUGCUCAGCGUGAAAGUUUCGGCUUCUUCGUUGCAUUCGGAUUCUUUCCACUAAUGUCCAUGUUCACAAUGGAUUCGCAGGAUAAUUCAUUGGAGAAGUUCUAUGAUGAGGAAUUUGCUCGUCGCAAAAUCGAAUUAAUGUUUCAAAGUAAUCCACGAACUAUGGAGACAUUGAAAUAUUCUCUACAACGUUUCGAUGAAUUGAAGGUCUUGGAUUGACUCUUUGGUUGUUGGUUAAUUCUCUUAGUUAUUACAUACGUACUUUUUAUAAUUAAAGACAGGCUUGAUUUGCAUUUUGUUGUACAAUAACUUAAUAAUUCGAAUAACAUCUUUUCAAACCGAUUUCAGAUUUAGCAAACAAUAUUUGUUUUUGUAUUUUCCUAUUAAGGGUAUUUUUAAAGAAAUGAUCGCAUUCUCCAAAAUCAAUAACUCCAAAGUGGUAGAAAAUUCAUCUUCAAGGAAACGUGUGUCUUUAGUUAACGGGUACAGUUUUGACGAUUAACGAUCGUUGCUCUUGUACUGACGGCUCAUUAUCGUCAACUAGACGCUUAUAGGCGACUGAGACGUGAUAAACGCGUGAGCAGUAAUUAUCACCGGGAUUAGUGUCCCAUGCGAAGGUUACUAUAUUAACUGUUAGGUGGACAUCAGGCAAACUUUCCUUGAGCGCGCCCACGAAGAAAUCUUCUUUCAAAUAAUCGGGCACAAAAAUAUUAUUCUGACUUUUAAUAACCUUUUAUAUAAGUUCUUUAUAAUAAAAUAUUUUGUUUUCACACCGAAA
Messenger RNA from Bactrocera oleae (olive fruit fly), 2135 nucleotides. RefSeq lists its product as uncharacterized. Lineage: Eukaryota; Metazoa; Arthropoda; Insecta; Diptera; Tephritidae. The record is from RefSeq and is a predicted model, not a curated record.